AUGAGUGGACACAGCAUCAUUACAUUUUCGCAACUCAGCUUGGAACUUACAAGCAUCCAAAAUAUGCAGCUCCCGCUCUUAUUCGCUGUAUUGGUCGGACUCUGUGUGGUGAUCCCAAGUGCAGCAGAUCUGAGCGCCCUUUUCAAGGAAGCGCACGAGGCCAACAAAAAGGAAGCUGCCGCUGAAUCAAAUUUUCAAGAUGAAUGCAACCCGAACAACGUGAAAUACCAAUUCGAUCAUGACAAAAGUGAUUUCGAACAAAGUGAUUGCAACUAUUACGAAUGCACAUCAGCGAAGAAGUUUGAGAGGAAAAGUUGCCCCGAUGGCAAAGGUGUCAGCGAUUUCUUCAAAUUAAAGUACAAGAUGUAUGGUAAAGGACAGGCAUACCCUCCUUGUACAAGGGAUGUACCUGCGUGUGAGAGAUCUUUGGCUGACAAAGGAAUCACUGACAUCCGAAUCCCGAUCUGUGGUCUUGACUUCGUAUUCGCCAUCGACAUUUCAUGCAGCAUUAAUCCACAAGACAAGGAAAAGAUUCGAAAAUUCCUCAUGUCUGUAAUCAGGCGUAUUCCCGUGCGUCCACCUUUCUCACAGGUCGGCAUUGUUUUGUUCUCUAAGUCUGUCUACGAUAUUGCUCAGCUCAACUCCUACAUACGCCGUGGACAACUUUUGAAUGUAGUCAAAGAUAUGAACAUGAAGCCAAAGGAGUGUGGUACAUCAACAUGGUUGGCACUCCAAUACGCAAGAGAAGUUUCCUUCAACCCACAGAACGGUGCUCGUAAGGACAAAAAGAAAGUAUUAAUUGUCGUUACUGAUGGAAUGACCUAUCCCGUGGAAAAGAAAGGGGAAACAUUGGAAAUGGCUAAAGCCAACAUAAGAGCUAACAUAACAUCAUAUGUAGUUGCAUGCCCCAAUAUGAAUGCAGGAGGAUUGAUUGGACACGACGAAUGGAACGCAAUCGCAACUGGCAAUAUUGAUGAUGAAGAAGGCGUAAUAGAUCCCAAUGUAUAUGCACUUGACACUUUUGAUCAACUCAGAAGUAUCAUUAACAAAAUCGUCAACAAAGCAUGUUUAACAAUGUAAAGUCCAAAAUGGCACUAAUAGUAUGAUCGAGGAUGUAAAUAUAUAAAAGGACUCGUACGGGCGACAAAAACGGAUAUCUUGGAUGAAGACGUCUUAUGGUUCAACAUACCGUAUUGGAUGUAUUGUUUCAACAAUAAAUUUUCCUAAUAAGAGUAAA
This is a messenger RNA of Owenia fusiformis, 1237 nucleotides long. Lineage: Eukaryota; Metazoa; Annelida; Polychaeta; Sabellida; Oweniidae. The record is from the annotation of a GenBank genome assembly.